ACUUUGGCACAGGAACCAAAUUAGUUGUUUCUGCAGCUGAAGAUCUGGCCCAUGAGUUUUUGCAAAGCUCAUGAACACAGUGAGAACAAUGAUAUCAAAGUCUUCGGCUCUGGUACAAAGCUCGUUGUUUCAAACACACCAGCAAAACUUGAUUCCACCAAGAUUCAGGCCCUGCCUCCUUCUACUGAAGAAGAUGGGAAAGUAUCAUACAUGUGCCUCAUUCAGGAUUUUUACCCAAAUAUUAUUAAGGUGACUUGGGAAGAUGAGAACAAGAAUGCAGAGAAAAAUGGAGUGCAUGAGGAAAUCUGGCCCCCUGGUGACAAUCAACAGUCAUACUCAUUAAGUAGCUGGCUGACCGUAGAUAAAAAUAGCAACAAGAACUAUCGCUGCAAAUAUCAACAUGAAAGCAAAGGAGAUUAUGUUCCUAUGGAAUCUCCAGACACCUUUUCAGACACAACUGUAAUGCCUCAAACCACCAGAGGUUGUAUCAAGUUUGCUGAGAAUGACACCAUGCUUUCCACAGAUAUUAUGGACAGUUUCAUACACAGGACGGCGUAUUUAAUAUAUAUUGUCCUACUCCUGAAAAGCACCAUGUACUACGUCAUCGUACUCUUCUUCAUAUACAGGAUGCAAAGUCCAAUCAAGCGCCAUGGAAGGACUUCUUGUAAAAUGAAAAGUCAAUGUGUUACUUCAAGCUGGAUCAAGUACUUUGGCACAGGAACCAAACUAGUUGUUUCUGAGACAGAAGCAAAACUCGAUUCCAGCAAGAUCCAGGUCCUGCCUUCCAUUACUGAAAAAGAUGGGCAAGUAACACACAUAUGCCUCAUUGAAGAUUUUUACCCAAAUAUUAUUAAAGUGACUUGGGAAGACGACAAGAAGAAUGAAGAGAAAAAUGCAGUGCUUGGGGAAAUUUGGCCCCCCGAUGACAAUCAACAAUCAUACUCAGUGAGCAGCUGGCUGACCCUAAAUAAACCUAGCAAUAAGAAUUAUCGCUGCAACUAUCAACAUGAAAAAGAAGCAGGUUUUGUCCUCACCAAAUCUCAAGACACCACCACAGUGCCUCAAACCACAGCAGACUGUACCAACAGACUUUUCACAGCGAGUUUCAUGCACAGGACAGCAUAUUUAAUAUACAUUGCCCUUCUCCUGAAAAGCACCAUGUACUAUGUCAUCAUACUCUUCUUCAUGUACAGGAUGCAAAGUCCAAUCAAGCGCCAGGGAAAGAAACCUUAAACUUCUCCUUGCACCUUCCAAACUCAGCAUUUUUGUCUGAAAUUUACUUUGCUUUGCCAUAAGCCUGUUCAUAUGAAACACUUUGCUCUAAAUAUCAAGACAUGCAUUUCAAUUUGAUUUUGUUGGUUUAUUCUCUAGUUAGCACAGAUGGCUUAUUCUGCUUGAGAGCGAACAGUUUUAUAUGUGUUCAUUUUUUCUAUUUUAUUAUUUUAAUUUUGUAACUGUGGAACUUAAAGGGCUCCUUGAUUUCAGUGGGAAUUUUGCAUCACAAAGCAGUGCAGGAUCAGUCUCUUAGGCUCUUAUCCUGCAAAAACACUUGUGCACACGAACAACUGUUUGGAUGUGGAUAGGCCAACUGCAUUCAAGGAAGUCAAUGGAAAAAAACUCACUGCUGUAAUUGUUAGUGGGCAUGGAGUCCUAAUCUGUAAUUUAAAAUGAUUUGUCAUUUCAUUUCUAUUAAUUUCAUUUAUUUCCUUUAUAAAACAAAAACAGG
Chelonoidis abingdonii (Abingdon island giant tortoise) is the source of this 1726-nucleotide messenger RNA. Lineage: Eukaryota; Metazoa; Chordata; Testudines; Testudinidae. The record is from RefSeq and is a predicted model, not a curated record.